Molecule: messenger RNA, 1200 nt
Organism: Trichophyton verrucosum HKI 0517
Lineage: Eukaryota; Fungi; Ascomycota; Eurotiomycetes; Onygenales; Arthrodermataceae
Exons: 5
Coding region: 1-1200 (399 amino acids)
Biological process (GO): proton transmembrane transport
Cellular component (GO): vacuolar proton-transporting V-type ATPase, V1 domain
Molecular function (GO): proton-transporting ATPase activity, rotational mechanism
Source: RefSeq, a predicted model, not a curated record
AUGUCCAAACAAGCAAGAUACAUCCUCCUCUCGCUACCAAACUCCAUCUCCCCUUCACAUCACCGCGAUGAUGCCCUUGAAGCCAUACGCUCGAUAGUUGCAGACAACGGAAAUUCAUUCCCCUUCACGGUACCAGAGUUCAAGAUCGGAACCCUGGACGCACUCGUACAGCAGGCAGAUGAACUGGGUAAAGCUGAGGCACUUUGCGAGAAUGUCGUUAGUAAAGUGGGAGAUGUGCUUUCGAGUGUAUUGGAAGGCGAUGAGGCGCAGAUAUCGAGGAUGAAGAUGGUCAAUGAGAGACCGCUGGAUCAAUACCUGCAAUCUUUCUCAUGGAACAAGGUCAAAUACAGAGCUGACAAGUCGUUGGCAGAAUUGAUUGACCUCCUGCAAAAGGAAAUCAACAGCAUCGACAACGAUGUACGAUUGAAAUUCACCCAGUAUAACGGCGUCAAGUCAAACCUGGCUAGUCUACAGAGGAAGCAAACGUCAGUCAUGGUUUAUGUCUCUGUUCUAGGAAACCUUUCCACCAAGUCCCUGGCCUCAGUUGUUGAUCCUAGCCUCCUCGUUCAAGACUCAGAAUACCUAGAAACUCACCUCAUUGCACUCCCCAGCCGAGAUGUCAAGGAUUUCCUACGUGCAUAUGAAACUCUCUCACCCAUGGUCGUUCCACGCUCGUCCAUACUACUUGCUUCAGACGAUGAGUAUACUCUCUACGGCGUGACGACGUUCAAGAAGCACAGUGCAGAAUUCAUCCACAAAUGCCGCGAGAACCGAUGGACGCCGAGAGAAUACAAAUACGUCGAGGACGGCGGCGAAGAAGAACGCAAAGAAAUCGACCAAGUUGCUGGCGACGCUAAGAGGCUGUGGGGUGAAGCUCUGAGACUCGGAAAGACUGGAUGGGGCGAAGCCGUGAUGGUGUGGGUGCACAUCCUUGCUUUGAGAAUGUUCGUUGAAACCGUCUUGAGGUACGGACUGCCGUUGGACUUCACAUCCGUCUUGAUUAAGAGCACGGGUAAGAACGCUAAAAAGAUCAAGGAUGCGCUCGACUCAUCGUAUUCUUACCUGGGCGGUAAUGCGUUUACUCGGGACAAGAAAGGUCGGGUUCGGAAGGACGACCCGAAUGAGAUGCAACAGGUGGGCGUUCCCGACACGGCAGCCGAAUUUACAGCAUUUGUAUAUUAUGAGUUCGAGGUAGAGUAA